AUGCACAGCUACCACUCGAUCAUCAGUAACAACAGUGACUUUGUCCUGGAUUUCGACAAUGAUGAAGAAAAAGACACCCCCGUCUUGCUAAGCUUGGUAGAAUCCGAUGAUGAGACAGCCGAAUUAUCUUCUGGCGAAGAAGCAGCAGCAGAAGAAGUCUGUGAUAUGGAAUUUCUUCAUCGUCUGAUUGCCGAUGCGGGACGGUGGGCCUUUGGAAUCAUUUUCGCCGAGUUGUGGGUAUUGGAUGAUACGGGGACUCAGUUAUUUCGUCCCGAUUGUGGAUGGUGGAUGGAUCACUAUGCUUGUGCCACUCAUGCAUUUUCCAAACUUGUCGAUUCAUCCUUGCCAGAUUACAUUCCUGCCGAGCCCUGCAUGCCCGGCAUUGGAUUGCCAGGAUAUCUUUGGGCGCAAGCUACAAACAAGGCUGGUAAUACAAGACAAAGCGUAAUGUCUGGUCGACAGAGCUUAUUCCGGAAAAGUAGUGUCGGGAUUAGAACAAGUUUACUUGGUGCUGGUGGUGGGGGAAAGAUGAGUAGUGCUGCAACUCGAAGUAGCAUGUAUGGAACAAUCAGUAACCUGCACAGUUCCAACGGUCAGCACCAACAGAAUCAUGAGCAGUGCUGUGGCCACCAGCCGCAUUCCAAAAUGUCCUGGUGCGAGCUCAAGCCGUUGGUCAACGAUCCAAAUCAACCAUACGACGAACGCACCCAGUAUCUUGUCAACAAGGCUGGACUCGGGUUGGCCGCCGGCGUCACUUUUGAUGUUGGAGGCACGCGAGGAAUAAUGAUCUACAUGGCCCGUGAUACGGUCAGUCUCAAAGAUCUGGCCGAUUCUACCAACGAAGAAUACUUGCAACGAGCGACCAGUGUCAUUGGAUCGGCCUAUUCCCUGAGAAGGGCACGGAUUGCCGUGGUGAAAAAACGAAGAAAAGACAUCAACAAAUGCUGGCGACGGGUCCGCAUCAAGCUGUUGGCGAUCCGAUGCAUGGGAUUGUCUCUGGCCAAAGUGGUUGAAAGAGAAGAACAGAAAGCUGCUUUGCAAAAAGGAAAACCACAAAGCAUGAAGGAUGUCAUGAAAGAACUAGAUGGAACCGUCGACAAAGUGGCGGGGUAUUUCAAAGCCAAGAUCAAGCAAGAAACCAAAAAGUUCAUGGGUGCCAACGUCAAGGCACCGCCUCCUAUGGGAUGGUCAGCAUCCGCUUUUACCUUUAUGGGUUGCUUUCUCACCUUCGGAAUGUUGACAAACUUCAGCAAUGUCAUGGUGAAGAGCUUUGGACCCGAAUAUUUUAUUGCGCUACCUCCAUUUGGCGCACUGAUGGGUUUACACUAUGGUUUGACAUCAGCUCCUGCAUCUCAGCCUCGAAAUGCGAUUGUCGGUCAGGUUCUGGGACUCACCAUCGCGCAUUUGAUUGGAACCCAUCUCAAGGCCGAGCUGUGGAUGCGGCAAUCACUGGCGAUCGCUUGCGCCGUUGGAAUCAUGGUCAAGUGCAGUGCGAUUCAUCCACCAGCAGGAGCAGCGGCAGUAGCCUUUUCGACUGGAAACUUUACAUGGGUUCAAGUGGGAAUGAUGUUGGUCGGAAAUGUCCUGGCCAUUCUGUCUUCCACACUGAUCAAUAAUUGGAAUGAUCAGCGGCAGUUUCCUACGUUUUGGGGAUUCCGUCCAAUCAACGAUUACUUUUCUGCAUUGUUUUCCGCAAAGAAGGAAAGCAUGGACAAGGAGAAAUAG
This is a messenger RNA of Cylindrotheca closterium, 1725 nucleotides long. The record is from the annotation of a GenBank genome assembly. NCBI's taxonomy places the organism in Eukaryota, Bacillariophyta, Bacillariophyceae, Bacillariales, Bacillariaceae.